AUGUCCGACAGUUAUAGACAGACGACGGAGAGCAACGAUGCUAACUUUCUGCUGGGAGACAUCGCUCAUGCUGGCUCGAAGCGUGUCGCUCCUCACGAUGCUUAUGCGCCGCAGCAAGACUUCAGCUCGCUGAAGACAAUCUCGCACAAGCGUCGUCGCGUCGAAUGCCCUCUCCUCCUCGACUUAGUCCCCCGUACUUCGGGCUACUGCACGCCUGCUCUAGCGAGGUUUCGUAUGCUCCCUCAUCCUUUGGUGAAGGGAAAGGAGGGCCCGAGUUCCUGCUUCCAGCGUGAACUAGAACAUCGCACCCUCGUAUACCAAGCUACGCCGCGCCUCCAGCCGCUUUGGGAGCUAGGCUCCGUAAGCGAAUUUAGUAAAUGCUACAUCGACAUACUGGAGAUACACUUUCGCGCGUACGAGCACGGUAUCCUGCGUCGCGAUAUGAGCGAGGAGACCGCCUUGGUGCACAAGUCCGACGGACUGGCCGUCGGAUGCCUGGUCGAUUGGGACCUUACCUGCGCCCAAGACAAUCCAGCCGACGGCGAGGCACUUCGUCGAGGGACCGGUCCCUUCGUAGCCAUCGACCUACAAUACGUCGGGUCGAACGGGAAGCUACAGCCGCAGCACCGCUACUACCACGACCUUGAAUCGCUCUUCUGGGUGCUUGCGUGGGCGCUGAUGCAUUUCGACAUCCCCAACGGGCGCCGCCUCGACUGCUACUGCCUAGCUGGGGAAAGGGAACAUGGUCAGAAGCGGCCCUCUUCAAGUCGUGCUUCAUUCACGGGGAUUGCCAUACUAUGGGGGACUACCUUCGCGGGGUUCUCCCGCCUUACAAGGACCUGGCACUCGAUUGGGUUAUACCACUGA
Messenger RNA from Schizophyllum commune H4-8, 867 nucleotides. RefSeq lists its product as uncharacterized. The record is from RefSeq and is a predicted model, not a curated record. The transcript has 2 exons. NCBI's taxonomy places the organism in Eukaryota, Fungi, Basidiomycota, Agaricomycetes, Agaricales, Schizophyllaceae. Bases 1 to 867 code for a protein of 288 amino acids.